Molecule: messenger RNA, 1356 nt
Organism: Lotus japonicus
Lineage: Eukaryota; Viridiplantae; Streptophyta; Magnoliopsida; Fabales; Fabaceae
Product: 1-aminocyclopropane-1-carboxylate oxidase
Exons: 3
Coding region: 121-1227 (368 amino acids)
Source: RefSeq, a predicted model, not a curated record
AAUGAUUCCCGGAACCCUUGUCGGCGGUGCAAGGAACACGCUAUCAUCGCUGCUUUUUCUCUCUUUCUCCCUUUCAAAUAAUCACACAGAUUCACUCUUUCUCUUCAAUCUUCACACUCAAUGCCGGAAAUCCCCGUCGAUUUCCGCGCUCCGCCGCCGUCUCCGGUGGCCUCCGGCCGCAGAUCUUCCUUCACGAACGAAGACAUUCUGACGGAGUUUCUAGAAACCUCGCCUCGCGUCCCCGAUCUGGUUCUCCCGGACAACAUCUUCCCCAAACAGAGGCACCUCGAAUCCCCUCCCGUCGUCGAUUUCGUCUCCCUCUGCUUCCACCACGACGACGCACUCCGCGAUGUUGUUUCACGCUCCAUGGCCACGAUCGGGUGCUUCCAGAUCAUCAACCACGGCAUUCCGCCGCAGCUCAUCACCUCCGUUGCCCAAUCCGCCGCCGGGAUAUUUUGCGUGCCGCUGGGCAAUCGAGCGGCGGUGACGAGGUCGCCGGAGAAGCCGUGGGGGUUCGAGGAGUAUCAUUCAGAGGAAGAAGAAGAGGAGGCAAAUGAGUUCAGUGAAGAAUUCGUGUGGUGUGAAGAUCAUGAGUUCAAGUUGAAAAUGGAGGGAAUUUUGCCACGUGGAUAUCAGAAUUUCAGCGAGAAGAUGGAAAGUCUAAAGACACGGGUGGAGACGGUGGCUGAGAAAAUUUUAGCAGUGAUGUUGAAAAACGUUGCUAGGAAAUUUGAAGGUGAUGUUAAUGUGGUUCGUUGUGGGCAUGAAGUUGGGAGUGUUUGUUGCAUUUCCAAGCAUUGCAGAGAUGAUAGGAGUGGGAGAUGGGGUAGCUCAUUGAAAUAUGAUGUGAUUAGAAUGCUGAUUAGGGGAGCAGAUUACUAUCAUUCACUGUGUGUGCAUGUCUGUGAUGGGUGUUCAGAGUUUCACGUUUACUCCAAGAAAAGUUGGCUCUCUUUUUACCCUGAGCAAGGUGCUCUUAUAAUCACUGGUGGAGAUCAAACCCAGAUAUUAAGUGGGGGAUACUACAAGCAUGUGAUUGGAAGACCAAUAUUUCAAUGUGAGAAGGAAGACAACAUUUCAAUGACUUUCCUCUAUUCUCCUCCGAACAGUGAGAACAAUUUUGAAACCUAUGAGGAAAGAACUAUUACUCUUGGCCAGCAAGUCAUCAUGGCUAUAGUUCUGACCCUUAUGUACCAUGUCUUGAUUUAUGGCUACCAAAACAUUUGACAUUGUCAAACUUGUGAACUUGAUUACUAAAUGCAAAAUACACAUUAAAGCACUUGAGUUCAGAAACACUUGCUACUCAAAGGUUGACCAUUUCCAAGGAUUAAUAGGGUGAACACUUGAUUCUAUCCU